Messenger RNA from Stereum hirsutum FP-91666 SS1, 937 nucleotides. Its product is annotated as aromatic compound dioxygenase. Lineage: Eukaryota; Fungi; Basidiomycota; Agaricomycetes; Russulales; Stereaceae. The transcript is spliced from 9 exons. The record is from RefSeq and is a predicted model, not a curated record. The coding region runs from base 20 to 937 and encodes 305 amino acids. Gene Ontology annotation, molecular function: ferric iron binding; oxidoreductase activity, acting on single donors with incorporation of molecular oxygen, incorporation of two atoms of oxygen.
GUUCUAGGCUUCUAGCACUAUGUUGAGCAAACUCCUUUGUGUUGCAGCAUUCGUCUCCGUCGCUCUCGGUCAUGGGGCACCCCACGAACCUAUCACUCACGCCCAAAUCGCUCGCCGGGAUCAUUUUGGGAAGCGUUGUGCUGCAGCCUCCGGAGAGAUGUUUGCUAAGAGGAAGGCUGCAAAACGCGAUUUACUCACGAAGCGCUGGACUCCUCAGAAUGAUACUAUUCAGAACACGACCUGCAUCUUGGACACUGACGUUACUCAAGGCCCUUACCAGCUCGACGGAGACUUGAUCAGACAAAAUAUUACUGACGGCGAGCCUGGUAUCCCCAUGUUCCUCGAGGUCGGCGUGCUCGACGUCAACACCUGCGAGCCCCUCGCCAAUGCCUACGUCGACGUCUGGCACUGCAACUCUACCGGCUACUACUCUAAGUUCACUGGGGUCGAUCCCAACAUCGACCACUUCUGCGAUACUUGCGACUGGGAUCUGGAUCAGACAGAUAAUCUCACAUUUUUGCGUGGCAUCUAUCCCACCGAUGACAACGGUGUUGUCGAAUUCGCAUCUGUCGUCCCUGGCUACUAUUAUGCCCGUGCCACCCAUAUCCACGCUCAAGUUUACAAUAAUGUGACUGUCGCCGAGAACGGCACUGUCAUGGUCACCGACAACCUCCUUCACACGUCGCAAUUCUACCUACCCGACGACUUCAACACCGUCAUUGACACGAUUUACCCUUACUCGCUUCACCCGCCGCUCCUCAACCGCACUCUCGAUACCGAGGACACGACACUCGCGUCAGGCAACACCACCUUCGUUUCGCAGUAUCUGGAUGUAACUUACCUUGGGGAUAGUAUCGAGGAUGGGAUUAUUGCGUAUAUUACUGUUGGGGUGAACUCUUCGACGACGGAGACAGGCGGUGGGGCUCCUCCAUCCUGA